AUUGACAAGGCCUGUGGCCCUUGUAUGUUUCUCUGGGGUCGUGGCGCUAGUGGCCUGUGUGGAGUGCGUCCAACCUUGUCGGACGAGGAUCAAUAAAAAUCAAUGUCGAAAUAGCGCACUCGAAUACAGAGCCCAAGAGCCCUGAAACUGAAAGAACAUAAUGGAAGCCGAAUUAUCAACUGGUGUUUUAUUGAAGGUCAGGUGUGAGACGGACAGUGAAGAUCACGGUGAUCGUCACUUGUUGACAACAGGUCGGAAGAUGUUUCAGCGUGUCUUGCCCCUCGCCGUCCUUCGUUCACGAGGACAUGAGCAACAAAGUUUGUGGUGAGAAUCCACGGAUUCCACUCUGUACAUUCACAUUCCGUGGCGCAUCCUUCGCCAUGACAAAAACGCAAUUCUGUGAUCUGCGCUUGGUUACAACCUCUGCUCUUGAAAGAUAGAAAUCUAAGAGCAGAAGAGUGAGAGCAAGAUGCAGGUGAUUAGUGCAGUCUGCAAAUCUGUGACAGUGGCACCUGAGAAGAUUGCUGUAACGACAGGCGAUGAGUUUUUCAGCUUCGCCGAGCUGCUGCGUUCUGCCCAGUCUGUUUCCCACCUCCUCGAGGACAAGUACAAACACCAUGAUCACUCGGCCGCAGAAGAAGUUCGGAGUGACCUCAUCGGUGCACGCAUCGGCAUCAUCGCGAGGCCAUGCGCAGAGUUCGUCGCUGCGGUGUGGGGCUCUUGGCUCAAUGGAUAUGUCGUAGUCCCUCUGGCCCUCAAUUUCCCUGAAGCUGAGCUUCUGCAUGUCAUUACUGAUGCACAGAUUUCAGCGAUUCUCACGACGCCGGAUAGUGUGGGAGCCGUGGCAAAUCUGGUGGGAAAUAGUUCUGCUGAACUGUAUCUCCUUCCACCAGUCGAAAGUGCUCGAGGGCGGGAUGAAUUUGAGUCACCAAAUGUCGGGGUCGAUGAGCUUGUGGCGGACGUGCGGAGCCGAAUUUCAGCUGUGGCGGACGACGCGGCGGCUCUCAUAAUCUACACGAGUGGCACCACCGGAAGACCCAAGGGUGUGGUACACACUCAUGCAGGCUUAGGAGCGCAGGUGCGAAUGAUUUCGGAGGCGUGGGAUUGCACGGCGGAAGAUCGGUUUCUGCACUGCCUGCCUUUACACCAUGUGCACGGGCUGAUCAAUGCGCUUCUCACGCCUCUCUAUGUCGGAGCGACGAUCGAUCUCAUGCCCAAGUUCAGCACGAGCGGAGUCUGGCAACGCUGGCGCCAUUGCUAUCCGAUCGAUGGGCCGUCCGCGGAAUCGCCCAUCACUCUUUUCACUGGAGUGCCGACCAUGUACGUCCGGCUUCUGCAAGGCUACGCAGCGAUGGAUGCCGAAGCACGCAAGGCCUCGGCGCAUGCGGCGAAACAACUUCGCGUCAUGUUGUGCGCAUCGUCGGCUCUUCCCGAGCCUGUCAUGGACGAGUGGGAGUCUCUGACAGGGCAUCGGUUGGUGGAACGAUACGGAAUGACGGAAUUCGGAAUGGGCCUUUCCAAUCCCUUGCACGGCGAGAAGAAGCCUGGAUUUGUCGGAAUGCCAUUGCCAGGAAUCGAGAUAAGAAUCGACGAUUCGGAGUCGGAUGUGAGAGGCGUCGGCGAGCUUUUGUUCAAGAGUCCAUCGAUGUUCAGGGAGUACUGGAGGCAGCCUCAGGUGACGCAUGACUCUUUCACUGAGGACGGAUUCUUCAAGACGGGCGACACGGUGACAAUGAAGGACGGCUACAUCAAAAUUCUUGGCAGAUCCAGUAUCGAUAUUCUCAUGGUGGGUGGGUUCAAGCUAUCUGCCUUGGAGAUCGAGGCUGUUUUACUCGAUCAUCCAGCCAUAGCAGAGUGCGCUGUUUUCGGCCUACCUGACGAAGAGUACGGAGAAAUUGUUUGUGCAGUUGUAGUUCCACCAGCAGCAGACGUGACAGAUUCUGCUGUCGACCCAAAACCUCGUCUCUCUUUGAAAUUGCUGCAGACUUGGGCUCUAGAACGAAUUGCAGCUUACAAGGUUCCGAAGAAGUUGGUCAUAUGGGAAAGAAUGCCUCGGAACGCCAUGGGCAAGGUUAACAAGAAGGAGAUAAGGAAAUCUGUGCUCGGAUCGCCUCCUUAGGUCUACAAUUUCCUAUGCACUUGGACUUUAGCAUCUACCACUUUUGUACAUUGCUCGAACUCGUUCAGUCUACAAUCUCUGUAAAUGUGAGUGCACAAUUAGAUUCCCUACAACAGAGAACAGGAGAACUCUCUCAGACAAACAUUUGGUUGGCUUCUUAUCGAAACCCUUCGCAGAAGCACAGCGCUGCUCCUUCUUGGGCUUUUUUCGGAUGGACUUGUAACGCUAAGGUGGUAAACUCCUCGAGCGACGAAGGGAGGAUGGAUUUCAUGUAUUUCUCAAUGGGCAAGGAUUGGUAACGGACGAGGACAUGAUGAGGGUUCCAUGGAAUUGUAAAAUCCUCAUCGGGAGGCUGCAAGGUGCGGGAAGACAUUUUUGCUAUGCACUGCUUGUGGUUAGAAUCGCGUGCGCUUCUUCUCAUAUGAAUCACCACUUCCCGAAGAUCGGACCGGCGCUGUUUGUAAGAUCGAGUAAGGAGCGUGCUUCUGCCAAAACAUGUUUCAGAGCGGACUUUCGCCAUGCCUUGUACUCAAAUCUUAUGUUGGAAACUUUAGCAGCAAGCCGAGACUUUAAUUUGGCCUUUAUCUGUUGAUCUGCAGGUUACACUAUCUCAAUCUGCUUAAGAACCCGAAACACGAUGAAACAAAUGUCUCAGCUGGAGUCUUUGCAACUUUUGUGCCGAAGUGAGGCAGAGUUUUCUCACAAUAGGAGGGAUUUAGGAAUCUAGCCCGACUGACUAAUGUCUGAUCUGGAACAACUAUUCAGUGGGUCUGAAUAGUCCUAAACCCUAAAUCCUAAGUCCUAAGGUCAAGCUUACCGUAGUCCUGGGGAAGACAAUGGAAAACCUGUAGGUUUACUUUCGAAGGAGACGUUUUCAGAGGAGGGGUAUUGCGGCAUUGAAAGAAGGCUUGGAAUUUUCUGGUAUCAGCCAAUUUCAAAGUGCAGGGAGUGGAGCCUCUUCCUUCGAGAAAUCAAACCACUUCUCAAAGGACGCCUUAUGCUGCCGCAUGGACGAUCUUCUCGAUCGUCAGCGCCAAUGUACAACCUUGUCAACUGCCAAGUCGACUACAAUUUGACAUAACACUGACAGAUUCCAGAUCGUAUAUUCGGAUAAAUGUACAUACAAAUCGAGUAUCUGCUGUGACGGGAUUGAAAGGUGGCCAGCAAAACGUGAGAACUGAAUUGAUUGAUGCAUAAAUGAACAUGACGUGGUUGUUGAAGUGAAGGUCUUGUGGCUGACCAUUUGUCUUCUCAUAGUGCACGAGCAGUUGUGCAGCUCUCGGUGCAUGAACGAUACACGAGUUUGCUUACUGCAAUAUUUUAGUCUGAUAGAUUUCUGAAUUUUAAUAUUUCUGUGAAUUUUUACCUCG
This is a messenger RNA of Marchantia polymorpha subsp. ruderalis, 3489 nucleotides long. The record is from the annotation of a GenBank genome assembly. NCBI's taxonomy places the organism in Eukaryota, Viridiplantae, Streptophyta, Marchantiopsida, Marchantiales, Marchantiaceae.